AUUUUGGGGUAUAAAACUAAACACUGCAUUGAACUCCGUUUAAAAAGUACCGUUAUUUAUUUUAUACUAAAAAAGAAGAAGCAGUAGAAGAAGAUUCAAUCUGUUGAAUCUAUUCUACCCCCCUCCUCUUCUCUCUUUUAACUUUUCGCUUAAUUUCUUUUUGAAAUCUUUUCUAUAAACUUUUUUCUGUCUACUCUUGGAGAUAUCGUCGCCAUGGAUCUAGAUCUCUGGAUUACUAAAGUUAAAGAAGGCCAACAUUUAAUGGAAGAUGAGCUUCAACUUCUAUGUGAAUUCGUCAAAGAGAUACUUAUUGAGGAAUCAAAUGUUCAGCCAGUACAUAGUCCAGUCACUGUUUGUGGUGAUAUCCAUGGCCAGUUUCAUGAUCUAAUGAAACUGUUCCAAACAGGAGGUCAUGUGCCCGAAACAAAUUAUAUAUUUAUGGGUGACUUUGUUGAUCGUGGGUACAACAGUCUUGAAGUUUUUACAAUUCUUCUACUUCUUAAAGCAAGAUACCCUGCUCAUAUAACUUUAUUGCGUGGAAACCAUGAAAGCAGACAGCUUACUCAGGUUUAUGGUUUUUAUGAUGAGUGCCAGAGGAAGUAUGGAAAUGCCAAUGCGUGGCGGUACUGCACAGAUGUUUUUGACUACCUUACACUUUCAGCAAUUAUAGAUGGAACGGUGCUAUGCGUCCAUGGUGGUCUUUCUCCUGAUGUUCGAACAGUUGAUCAGAUGAGAGUGAUAGAGCGAAAUUGUGAAAUCCCUCAUGAAGGGCCAUUCUGUGAUCUAAUGUGGAGUGACCCUGAAGAGAUUGAAACAUGGGCAGUUAGUCCGAGAGGUGCAGGUUGGCUUUUUGGAUCUCGAGUGACAACUGAGUUCAAUCACUUAAACAAUCUAGAUCUGGUUUGCCGGGCACACCAGCUUGUACAAGAAGGUCUCAAGUAUAUGUUUCAAGAUAAAGGCCUUGUAACCGUGUGGUCGGCGCCAAAUUAUUGUUAUCGAUGUGGAAAUGUGGCUUCUAUAUUGAGCUUCAAUGAGAAUAUGGAGAGAGAAGUCAAAUUCUUUACAGAGACUGAAGAGAACAACCAAAUGAGAGGUCCCAGGUCAACUGUUCCUUAUUUUUUAUGAGUGAUGCUACUUUGUCCCUUGUAAAAUUGUUUCAGGAGUUAGGUGAUUCGAUAUUGUCAUUGAAAAGAAAGGAAAUAGCAAAACGUUGAUAACGAGGAAGCCUUGAAUAGACACAACAUUUGCAGAAAUAUAUCUCUCCUGUUUUGCUAGCAAGAUUCUUUGGAGUUUAUCUGGUCUUUGCAGCAGCUUUUGAUAUUUGUGCAAUGUAUAUUAUAGACGAAUUAACCUGUUUUCAUCACCUUAGCUAACAUUAUUUCUUCCAUCACCUAUCUGACGUAUUCAGACAAGUUUCAGAAAAAUUCGAGAAUCUGUGAUAAUUUUAAGCAAAUAGGACCCAUAGCUAUCUG
Papaver somniferum (opium poppy) is the source of this 1472-nucleotide messenger RNA. RefSeq names its product phytochrome-associated serine/threonine-protein phosphatase-like. Gene Ontology annotation, cellular component: cytoplasm. The coding region runs from base 214 to 1125 and encodes 303 amino acids. Gene Ontology annotation, biological process: peptidyl-serine dephosphorylation. NCBI's taxonomy places the organism in Eukaryota, Viridiplantae, Streptophyta, Magnoliopsida, Ranunculales, Papaveraceae. Gene Ontology annotation, molecular function: protein serine/threonine phosphatase activity. The transcript has 10 exons. The record is from RefSeq and is a predicted model, not a curated record.